AUCGCUUCUGGUUCUGGAAGAGGAAUGGCUGCCCUAGCUGUUGUGGAUACACCGUCGGGGAAAGAUGCAAUUGCAGAGGGACUGCUUGGCCUCUUGAAACCAGCUGUCCAGCAGCUUGAUCUUCAUGUGCACUCAGUGAGGGAAAGCCAGGUGGAACUACGAGAACACAUAGACAAUCUAGCCACAGAGCUGUGCAGGAUAAAUGAGCACCAGAAGGUGGUGUUAGACCUGGAUCCCUAUGUGAAAAAGCUGCUGAAUGCAAGACGCAGGGUGGUGCUGGUCAACAACAUACUACAGAAUGCUCAGGAACGGUUGCGACGGCUCAAUCACAACGUCGCCAAAGAGACAGCGCGUCGGAAGACCAUGCUGGAGACCUCUGGAGCGUUCACGCCUCGGUCGCCCAGUAAACCAUGACCAGUAAACCAUGCCCCACUCCUCAGCUUGGAAAAAACUGCUUAAUAACAACACUGAGCUUGUCUGCCUGUGUCCUGGACUGAAUAAAGUUUUCACAAACUCCACUGGGGUUGGGCAGUAUCCAGAUGUUCAUACCGUUCUUGUACCAUACCGGGAAAUACGGUAUUGCACAAGGGGCGCUAUUAUUUUCAAACAUAUUUACAUUUUUAGGGGGGGGGGUCCCAACUAGUGACAAGUUCUCUUUCCAUUCCCACAGACUAAGGCAAUACUCAGUUUACCUGCUGAAACGCCAACCUCACAUCUCUGCUUUGUGCUAUUGUAGCAACGUGUACGUGUCUUGAGUUGUCAUAAACUGCUAGUUUUCAAUAAGGCAAUUGGAAUCAGGGGUACUUUGCUUCAAAAACGUACACAACUUGAUCAAAUGUUACGAUUGCGCAAGCUAAAAUUGGAAUCGAAAAUAAUAAUCUUAUGCAAAGAAAUGUGUUUACACUACUGGAGGACUUUGGGCCUACUGAUUUUUACAACCCUCUCUCUUUCCAGAAUAUGUGUAUGGAUGCCUCUGCAUUCCAUUCAAAGCUAUGGCCACAGACAUGUAGUUGAUGGAUCCUGUUCUUCUCUAGGGUUAGGUAUUUUUGUCACUGUGGACUAAGUAACUAGACCCGGCAAUACAAUGUAGUGCAGAAAAAAAGAUGCAAGGAAUGUACGGAAACAGAGCCGUCACUGUUUCACGCUUCUAGCAGCAACUGAUACGCAACCCUGCCUAAUAUGGUUUGUCAGACCUUUUUUUUCUCGAUGUCAAAUCUAAUUGUAUUGGUCAAAUCAAAUUUUAUUGGUCGCAUACACAUAUUUUGCAGAUGGUAUCGCAGGUGCAGCAAAAUGCUUGUUUCUAGCUCCAACAGUGCAGUAUUACCUAACCAUACAAAAUAUGUUAAUGACAACUUCUGUACUUAGUUGCUAUUGAAUAAAACAGAAGCAUCACC
This is a messenger RNA of Salmo salar (Atlantic salmon), 1394 nucleotides long. It is a transcript of the gene snapin, whose product is annotated as SNAP associated protein. Gene Ontology annotation, molecular function: SNARE binding. The record is from RefSeq and is marked provisional. NCBI's taxonomy places the organism in Eukaryota, Metazoa, Chordata, Actinopteri, Salmoniformes, Salmonidae. Gene Ontology annotation, biological process: endosome to lysosome transport; synaptic vesicle exocytosis; intracellular protein transport. Gene Ontology annotation, cellular component: synaptic vesicle; BORC complex; BLOC-1 complex.